Messenger RNA from Closterium sp. Naga37s-1, 1323 nucleotides. Lineage: Eukaryota; Viridiplantae; Streptophyta; Zygnematophyceae; Desmidiales; Closteriaceae. The record is from the annotation of a GenBank genome assembly.
AUGAGAGCCACGUCAGCAUUUAACUUCUCAAGCACCGAGGCCGGAAAAGUGCAGUGGUCGCUCAACUGCGACUGGAAGGGCAACGACAUUGGCCAGGCCGCCGGCAAGGGCGACACGUGCGGAAAGCAGUGCCUCAGCCGUGCGGACUGCUCGCACUUCACGUGGACGGCCGAAAACGGAGGCACGUGCUUGCUCAAAGGGGCGAUCAACGCGACUGAGCUGGUCGCCGCCACUGGCACUUCGUGCGGUUACCGCGUUACCGACAACGGCGUGACCGGCAACCCGUACAGGGGAGUCCAGCAGUACCUCAACCGCGGGUAUGCGGAGAACGUGAAAUCCGCGAUGCUUGCGUCUCCCGAAGAUGCGCCAUAUUUCGCGAGCGUGGCGCAGUAUCCGACGGCCGUGUGGCUUGACAAUAUGGCGAAGCUCGCAACCAUCCAAGGCCACCUGGACGACGCAGCGGCUCAGGCGGCCGGGAAGGCGAUUCUCGUGCAAUUCGUGAUCUACAACCUCCCGGGCCGCGAUUGCAAGGCGUGGUCGUCCAAUGGGGAGAUUCCCAAGGGCGGCCUCGACACGUACAAGGCCAAGUACAUCGACGUCGCCUUGUCGCGCCUCAGAAAGAAGGCGGCGAACGUGCGUCUGUCGCUCGUGAUCGAGCCCGACUCGCUGCCCAACAUCGCGACGAACAUGGGGAUGAAUCGGUGCGACGCGACGACGGAGAAGGAGUGCACGGAGGGCGUCGCGUACGCCAUCGCGACGCUCUCGCAGAUCCCCGACACCACGCUGUAUCUCGACUCGGGGUCCGGCGCUUGGCUCGGCUGGCCGGAUAAUAUGAAGCGCGUCGUGACGGUUUACAAGAAAGUCCUCGCGCGCGCGCGGCAGAUGAGCGCGAACGCCAAGAUCCGCGGCUUCGCGUCCAACGUGGCCAACUACAGCCCGCUCUUUUCCUACCGCUGCCCGGCGUCGGAGAAAUGCCCACUCGCGAAGAACCCGAGCACGGGCGAAAUGAACUACGACUGGAACCCGUGUAUUGACGAGAACCGCUUCACUACACGAAUGAAUGCGUACCUGGGAGCCGCGGGAUUGCCGACCAGGUGGAUUGUGGACACCAGCCGGUCCGGCCGCGCUGGCAUUCGAAAGCGGUGGGGGUCGUGGUGCAACGUGAAGGGCGCGGGGAUCGGGCAGCGCCCCCGCGCGAAUCCCGGUAGUGCUCUGCAAGGGUCUCAUGCCGCCGUUCUUUUCCCACACACCUUGCUUGCCCGACAGUUGAUGCUUUCGUUUGGAUCAAGCCGCCUGGGGAGAGCGAUGGCCAUUCGUAAGUGA